AUGAAAAAGAUAUUUCUAUGUGUUCUCCUGCUUUGGCCUGAAGUUCUAGUUAUCUUAGUGAGACUCGCCCUCCCACCGACUGAGAAAUCAGUGCAGGAAGCAGUGAAAGAAUACGGGGCACGCAAUUUCAAUUUGAAUGAAUCACCAAAGCUGGGAUUAACUCUCGGAGGCCCAGGUACUAGUUUGGAUGAGCAGCUUUGUCGAUCGGAACCACGAGCAAAAGGACAAAACAUUGAAGUCUCUGGAGAAAGCCAACCGAAGAAAAGACCCCUCAGCCCCAAUCAAGAACGCCAUUUGGUAGCUGCGAGCAGCUCGAAUUCACAUCCGACAAAAAAAUUAAGGGGCAAGGCAAACCAGAUCACGAGGCAUGUUGAUUUCGAGCAGGAGCAUCAUAAUUGGGACACGCCCCAUGUUCUCGAUAUAGAUAGUUUGCCACCACGUAACAGUUUGGGCUUUGAAAUUCAAUGGAGUAAACCGUUGGAGCCAGCAUCUGUACCAACAGAAUUUAUGCUGCCAUCGCCUCUCUUGGAACCCUCAAUACACCUAGCAUUAACAGAAAGAACUGAAAACGUUAUCGAGAGAUUACACAGUGGAACACCUGCGCCUCUGAAUGAUGGAAUUACCCUUAAUUUGUUCCCGGAGAGGGGCAACGAAAAUCGUGCUGAAAUUUCAAGAUCUGACCAAUUAAACUCACAAGGGAAGAUCUGCAGCGCUUCAGAAGCAGGCACGAGCCGAGAAACAGAAAGUGAUUGGAAAGUUGCUGAGUUGCACUUAGAAAACGAGGAGUUUCUCUGGGCCUUGCUGUACAGCGCAAAGCUCGCCAUAUCUGAUUCACUUUACCAAGAACUGAUGGCUAAUCAUCAGGGAAAGAUGUCAAGUUUCAUUGAAUCCCUGGCCCUAAGUGUUAACCCAUUGAUGAAUCAACGAGCCAAAGUUUCAAUUGAAGAAUUGUCAAGCCCCGAAUCAAUCAAUAGUCUAAAAGAAUUUGCCCACCUUCUUUGGUGUAUAAACUCAAGAUUUAUCAGACUCUUCAAGCCAGAGGAAAGGGUGUACAUUUCUGAACAAACUCAAGUUCAUCAAUGGAUUCUUGAUCUUUUAAAUGAAUCAGAAGAUGCAAGCAUUGCAAAAUUAGACCUUAAAAAACUCCUCAUCAGUGCACUUGCUGCAAAUGUUGAUGACACAAGCCGUGAUAAAUAUUCUUGUAUCUUACUAUAA
Molecule: messenger RNA, 1215 nt
Organism: Puccinia triticina
Lineage: Eukaryota; Fungi; Basidiomycota; Pucciniomycetes; Pucciniales; Pucciniaceae
Exons: 5
Coding region: 1-1215 (404 amino acids)
Source: RefSeq, a predicted model, not a curated record